This is a messenger RNA of Apiotrichum porosum, 312 nucleotides long. RefSeq lists its product as uncharacterized. Gene Ontology annotation, molecular function: catalytic activity. The transcript has 2 exons. Bases 1 to 312 code for a protein of 103 amino acids. Lineage: Eukaryota; Fungi; Basidiomycota; Tremellomycetes; Trichosporonales; Trichosporonaceae. Gene Ontology annotation, biological process: DNA repair. The record is from RefSeq and is a predicted model, not a curated record.
AUGAAGUCUCUGCCACCCAACUCGGACAUUCCAUGGCAACGCGUAAUCUCGUCACGCGGCGUCAUCUCGCCCCGCGGCGACCUCGGUCUGGGCGUCGCGCGCCAAAAGGAACGUCUCGAGGCAGAGGGCGUCGAGGUGGACACCGUCUCGGGACUCGGCGAGCGCGUCGACUUGCGCACAUACGGGUGGUUUCCCGAAGUCGGGCAGAUGGGACUGGAUGCGUGGCUCGCCCAGGCGCAGGGACAGGCUCAGGCUGGUGGUGGGGCAGGAGGAGGUGCGGGGCAGCAGGCUGCGCCGGAGGAUGGCAGCUGA